This is a messenger RNA of Drechmeria coniospora, 1644 nucleotides long. RefSeq names its product acriflavine sensitivity control protein acr-2. The transcript has 3 exons. Bases 1 to 1644 code for a protein of 547 amino acids. The record is from RefSeq and is a predicted model, not a curated record. Gene Ontology annotation, biological process: positive regulation of transcription by RNA polymerase II. Lineage: Eukaryota; Fungi; Ascomycota; Sordariomycetes; Hypocreales; Ophiocordycipitaceae. Gene Ontology annotation, cellular component: nucleus. Gene Ontology annotation, molecular function: DNA-binding transcription factor activity, RNA polymerase II-specific; transcription cis-regulatory region binding; zinc ion binding.
AUGGAGUCCGUCGACGGGCCGAGGAAGGCCUGCCAUAACUGCCGCCGCCAGCGCCUUCGAUGCGACCGAGCGCGCCCGCGUUGCCAGAAAUGCGUCGCUUCCGGCAAGGAGUGUCUCGGCUACGGGAAGCUGUUCACCUGGACCGGUGCCGUCGCGAGCCGUGGCAAGCUCGCCGGCCGCACCUCGAGUGCGCCCCUGGCAAGCCCGUCCAAGGCCACCGCCCGUCGUGAUCCCCGAUCUGCAUUUGUGUCUUCUCGCCCACAAUCAGGUGCGCAGCCAGGCCAUGGGAAACUCAAGUACCGCACCCCGGAUCCGAACCCGGACCUGAACCCAGACGCCGUCGAGCUCGUCGUCCGGCCACCUUCCAAUACCGCCUGGAACGGCUUCAACCGCCUCGGCAUUGUUCUAGUCGACCCCCUCUUUCAAGACCUAAAUCCAUUUUAUCGUCAUUACUUGUCAUACUUUACUCAAAGGUUGUGCAAGGACCUUGUAUCGUACGACGCGCCGGACCGCAACCCCUUCCGCGGCCUGCUGCCAUUGACGAGAGACCACCCUCUGCUUCGACACAUCGUCGUCGCCGCAUCCGCAGCUCACAUGUCCAACCUAGUAAAAGCACCGCUCCAGUAUGGCGGGAAGUCCCAACCCCAUCUCCUCCUCCCUGCCGGAGCCGAGGAAGCCUCCCAGCGAGCAGCGCAGGAUGCGCUUGUUGCCAAACACAAGGCCCUCUCACUCAUGCGCCAUGCGCUGCAGCAGGUGGACGCCACAGGCGGCGACAUCAUCCUUGCUGCUGCCCUCUUCUUCAUCAAUAUCGAGUUGAUCGAGUCGGGAAAACAUGGCUGGAAAGCUCACCUUGAAGGUGCUGGGAAGAUCAUGUCGCUGCUCCAGCCUGCUGUGGCAGGAAAUGAGGCACUGAGAGACUACAUUUCGUCCGACUGUUUCAUAUAUUUCAUUCUGGCUUCCGCCUUCAUGCCUGCCGCCGCCUUCGACGCCGGCUCGUACUUUCAGUCUUCACGUAUAUCUCAAAUCCUCGAAAAGGCAGCCGCCAACAGCUACCUCUGCUGCCCGCCCGAGAUCCUGGCCAUUCUUCAUGCCGCCUCCCAGCUCUCCAACAAGAACAACGAUAACGAUUCAUCCGAUGACAUUUCCACCACCGCUCUGUCUCUCAUCCAGAAGGCUCAAUCGUUUGACAUUGGCAUCUGGGCCAAUGACGUCCGUCAAGUAUCCUACUUGCAGCAUGUGUCGGUCCAAAGCCGCAUCCACACCGGAUCUGCACACCGAAUAGCUGCCUGCCUCUACAUUCUCCAGGCGAUUCCCAACUUGAGGGCCAUUCCGGGUCACGAUGACCUUGCCAAGACGUUGAGCGACGAUUUAUUUCGACACCUGUCCAGUGUUCCCGAGGAAGAUGUCAACUUCAAAGCGACCGCGUGGCCGACAUUUAUUGCUGGAGCCGAAGCUAGCACGCUCGAUAGACGAGCAUGGGUCAUGGAUAGGUUGCAAAAACUCGUCGUUUCCUGCCCUUGGGGGUUCCUCUACACUGCCAUGGACACCCUGCAGAUCAUCUGGCAUCUGGAUUCCCAAUCUGAUGGUGCCAGAAGCUGGGUUCAGACGCUCAAGGACCCUAAUCUUAACUUUUUGAUUGUCUGA